CCUGAAUAGGGUAUUGUUGAUUAUUGUAAAUAUUCGUAAAUAUUACUUAAUAAGAGUAUUGUAAAAAGAAAAAAAUUCAACUAUAUUUGCAUGGUCAAAAAUGGGGAAUUCUCCUCGAAGAAAUGAAAUUACUCCUUGUACGGAUGAUAAAUGGUCGAAUAGAAGGAGAAAAGAGAGUUUUAAGAUAGUUUUAAUAGGCGAUAGCGAAGUUGGAAAGACAUGUGUCUAUCUAAGAUAUUUAAAGAAUCAGUUUUCCACAGAAUAUCAUCAUUCUUAUCAAAUGAAUAUGGAAAAUGUAACGCAUAAAGUCGACCUUGAUAAGAAUAUCACUUGUGGUUUAACUAUUCUCGAUAUCCCAGCCAAGGAGGAUAUCGAUCUUAGAGACACAUAUUAUAGAAAUGCUGAUGCAGCUAUAGUCGUAGUAGAUCUCACUGAUAGAACAAGUAUAGAGAUGGCUGGUACUUGGAAACAAGACUUUUGUAAAAGAGUAACGAAAGUUAUCUAUAAACGUUCUAAAGACAAGAAUGGUCAGGAGAGAAUCGUUUCCGAAUAUAUACCAACGAAUGGUUAUAAUAUGCCUGUCUUACUUCUUGGAAAUAAGUUUGAUAUUAUUCAAGAUCAGAUGGAAGAAGAAUUCAAGGAUGAUUCGAAUAAUCAUUCAGCCUAUAAUAAAAUUUGUCAAGAUUUAAGCCUUGAAGAGAAUUUAGAUAAAAAACUUGAAUUUAGCGAAAAUUCGGAGAACGAAGACGAGGAUAGAAAUGAUGUUAUAGUAGAUGAUUCUUCUUUGGGAAAGAAAAAAAAAUUCAAGAAACCUCCUUGCGUUAAACUCUUAGAGCACGUUGGAGAAGAAUUCGACUUUAUUUCAAGUAUUGCAGCAUCCGCCAAGCAUAGUACAUCGUCUAAAGCAUUUCAUCUAAUAUUAAAAAAAUUGCUAGAAUUGAACGGAUACAAAGAAACAGAAGAGAAAUCAACAGAUGAAAAUACCAAAAAUGAUAACGAAACUGAAGAAAUCGAAGAGGAAUUUUUCGGAAUGCAAAAAUGUGAUAUAGAAGAAGUAGACGCCUUAGUUGUUGCCUCUGUUUCAUCAAUUUCAAAAGUAGAAGAUUUAUAUACAUUCUACAAUUUAGCUGAGAAGAAAAUGAAACAAAUUUUCAAUGAUAUCGAUAUUAUUGAAGAUAUACAUUGCAGCUUAGAAGAUUGCGUCUAUGGUCUUAGGCGUUCCGUUUUUAAUUCAAUAAAGAAAGAACUACAAAUUCUACCCUUCGAAGAGUUUGUUCGACUUGUCUACGAGGAUAGCGAAGAAGAGACGGACGACGACGAAGAAGAGGUUUGUUCUUACAAAAUAGUCUUUUCCUUCUAUAAACUCGUUUGACGCGUAGAUCACUAGAAUUAGGAGGAAGUUACCGAGAGGAGUACCGGAAGCUUUAGAUACAUUCAAUGCGGAGGUAAUUUGUCUUACUCUCUUCGUGAUUAAUAACAAGUUCACUUUCUUCAAUAUUCAGUAUAGCACAGUAUGCAGUCACAUAAUUAAACAAUCUCCUAAUUUACUAAGGAAAUUAGAAAAUUUAGACGCCUAUUUCGAGGGUAAAUCGGCGAAUGCAUACGAUAUCACACCGCUUAGAGAAGAUGGCCAACCGGACGUUAAAAAAGUUCACGGUGUUAAGAAGAUUUGCGAAACAAAUCGAGCCAGAUUAAAGCAUUAUAUAAGAAUGUUACAACAAUUAUGCGAGUUAAUAAGAAAUUGUAAAGAAAAAGUGAAUCUGGCCUUACUUUGGUAGGAAUUGAAUAUUCAAUUAAAUCAUAUACUUGAUGAAAAGUUACAGUGUGCUAUUUCUAUUUACGUAUUAUUCUUUCUUCUACCUCUCUAUAAUGUAUAUUGUUUGUGAUAAUGACAAGUAAUCCUCGACUUCCUGUAUCGUUCCUUAGCCAUAGGAGCUUAUGCAUGUCCACUAUUGGGCCUUUAAUGUAUUGUUCGAAUAUUUCUUGUCUUCUUGAGAAAUAGAGGUGGACAACCACAAUUAACAAACCAUCAAAAAUGCUGAUUGCUUGUAUUUUUUUUUUUUUGGUAAAAAAAACUGUUGAAACUUACAAGAUACUAACUUUCCAUGUCACUAUAAACAUAGAGACAGAAUAACGAAAAUAAAAAUUUUCACAAGCACAACAAACACAAGCACACUUAUUACUACUUUUUUUUUUAAUAAUGUUAGUAGAAAAUGUAUGGUUUACUGAAUAGACGAGAUCUAAUAUAUAACAUUGAAAUAAAUCCAUCAAUGUUGGAUUUUAACACUUUUUUUCUGUGAAAAGUUAACUGGUCUCAUCUUUCUCUUCUUCGUCAUCUUUUUCUUUUUCGUUCUUCUUGGCUGCGGCUUUACCUUUAUUCUUCCCAGCUUUUGGUUUUCUUCCACGUUUAAGGAAUUCUUUGCCUUCCUUGGCCGUUUUCUGCAUAGUUCCCUCCUUUUUCAACUCGGCUUUUUUAGCGGGUGCUUUUGCCUUUGCUUUCUUGGGUGGAGCUUCAGCUUUUUCGGGCGCUGGAGGACGUUUACGCAGUUGACGACCUAAACAUAGCAGUUAAAAGUUGUUGAAAGUUCAAUCGCAAAAUUAAAAAGUAGUUGUAUAAUUUAAGACAAAAAAAUUUCGCAAAAUGGUUUAAUCAGAAAGCUAUAAUAGGGUAGCUAGUUAUCUUUAUUAGCAAAGAAAAAUUAUUAAACUUCUCUUCAACUGAACCCUUCGUAAAUUGUAACCUGGGUGUAACCUAAAAUAAAAUCAGAAAUUCAACUAAAUCGAUAAAGCUUCUGCAAAAAAUCAAUGAAGUAUAGAAAUAAUCCAAUUUUAAAGCGAAAUUGAAACGUGUUAAGAAGUAAUAAUUCAACUACUGAGAAUUAGUUGUUACAAAAUUUUAGAAAUGUGAAGCCAACCUCCUGACAAAUCCAAAUCCUUUCCAACAAGGGCUUUAGCUUCCGCAGCAGUUUUAGCCAUGGAUGACAUUUUCUUAGGGGCUCCCUUUUUUUUAGUGCCUUUUUUCUCACCCUUAAUAUCUUCAAUUUUCUUUUGCUGCCCUCUUGUAUGGGCAUCUUCAUCUGGACGGCCUGCAGAAUCCAGAAGGGCAUUUCCUUCCUGUUUCAAGAAAAUGAUGUAAAAUUAGUUUUAGUUUUUUCAAAUAAAGUGGGAAUUAUCAUAUGCAAAUAAGAAAAAGCAUACAAAAUUUUUUAAGAAAACGAAACACAGAACAAAAAAAAUAAACAAUCAGUGUGCGUGAAAGAUAAAAAAACAGCAGAAAUGAAUUAAGAAAUUGUGAACAGAAGGGAUAUUUUUUAUUUUUGUACUGGAGAAAGCAAAGAAACCUUUGCGGUUGCUUUCAUAGUUCCCUGUUUCGCCAUUUUGGCUUUUUUCCCGACUUUUUUGUCGUCCAUUAGGUAGGGUUUCUUCCAUUCGGUCAGAUUUUUUUCCAGGAAGGCUUUUCCUUCCUAUUUUUAUGAAACAAUAUUUUUUAAAAAAUACAUAAUUGAACUAAUAGCUUAGUGCGUCAUAAAAAAAACCUUCAGCGAAAAAAAUAGGUGAUUUGCUAAGAAAAUAUUAAAAAUUAUCAAUAUAAUAUAAAAAUCUAUAUAAAAAAUGAAAACAAUCGUAUUUGUGCCAUGUUUACACGGUUACAAAAGAGCAACAGCGUAAAUAGACUCUUUUGGAAAAGUUACGUAACAAUGGAAUACAACUUAUCAAUGAGGACGUUUUAAAGUACUUUAUCCCUUUUUUUUGCAUGUUUCACUAACUAAACACCUGUUCGUAUAUUUUUUAAAUAUAAAAACAACGAACUCAACUAUAUACCAGCGACUAUUAUACGGAAAAUCGAUCACAUAGUAAUUUAGGCCUAUUAAAAAAUGAAUGACAAUAAGCUAUUAAUGCAAAUGAAAACAAGUUCCCCGAUUAGUGCUCUUUUUAAAAAUAAAGUCUGUUGAAUAAAACUCAUAAUAUAAAAACGCUCAAAAUGCAAAAUCUUUUGAUUUUUAAAAGAGGCAAAAAUUUAACGGUUUUUUCAAAUAUGGUUUAAAAUCAACGCAACGCAAACUCUCUGAAUAUGCAGAAUAAAUCGAACAUUUUAUCGAUUACAAAUACUUAGUUAAAAUACAAUUUUUCAUAUUUAUACCCCUAGUUUUUUUUUUGAUUACCGAUAAGAGGUCAGAUAUAACAGCUCUUUGCCUCCAUUUGUAACGUAAAUGGCACGAUUUGUAGAAACAUAUAAUAGUGUUCACGGUGUAAACAAAAGAACAUUCUACGGCGGGAACGCUUUCAAAGACACUAAUUUGGUUGAUUGAAGCAGAUAUCAAAAUAAAUUAGUAUUCUUUUGAUGAAUACUUCUAAUUGGUUUCGUAACGACAUUAUUUACAUGUAAAUAUGAGCCAAAAAUUCAUUGAUCACUAAUGUCCAGCUAUUUAUACUAAUUUUAUAAUGUUAAAAAUAUAUUUACCUUAGCUGUAGCUACCAUUGUCCCUGCACGGCUUAAUUCGGCUUUAUCACUCAUUUUGAUCGUUGUUUUUGAGUGAAAAUGUCGAAAUUUAAUAGAUAUAUUGAGCGAAAUUAACAGAUAGUUUCCGCGAUGGCGACCGGCGUAUAGCGUGCCCACGUGACCUUAACUGUAAAAUAUGAUUGGUGUAGAGAAUUUCAAACUUUAUGACGUCACGGGCUAUAUUUCGACUCUCUUUUUUUCUAGAAAAGGGCUACCAUUUUUUUAAAAAAGCAUAACAAAUACACUUUUCA
Molecule: messenger RNA, 4752 nt
Organism: Dimorphilus gyrociliatus
Lineage: Eukaryota; Metazoa; Annelida; Polychaeta; Dinophilidae
Source: the annotation of a GenBank genome assembly